Molecule: messenger RNA, 3833 nt
Organism: Lagenorhynchus albirostris (white-beaked dolphin)
Lineage: Eukaryota; Metazoa; Chordata; Mammalia; Artiodactyla; Delphinidae
Gene: HES4
Product: hes family bHLH transcription factor 4
Exons: 5
Coding region: 1201-2331 (376 amino acids)
Biological process (GO): anterior/posterior pattern specification; regulation of transcription by RNA polymerase II
Cellular component (GO): nucleus
Molecular function (GO): protein dimerization activity; DNA-binding transcription factor activity, RNA polymerase II-specific; RNA polymerase II cis-regulatory region sequence-specific DNA binding
Source: RefSeq, a predicted model, not a curated record
GGGAUGGGGGCGGGGUGGGGACUCCAGGACCCCCGCGGCCUCAUCCCCCUCAGGGCUGGUCCCAGCCACCCCGGCGCCGUGGCAGUCAGCGCUCCCAGGGCUUUGUGCUCUGGGUGGGUCCCCACCGCCCGCUCCUGCCCGACGCCCGCGGCUUCCCAACGCUCCCCGCCCCACACGCUCCUCCGGGGCUGCGCCUCUGGGGCCUGGCCUCGGGGGCGACAGCCCACAGACAGACACACCCAGUGUAGCCGCCUCCCGCCCCGCCCCGGGCGCCCCCGCAGACCGCUGAGAGGUCGGUUUCGCGCCGGGGUGGGAUUGGGGGGUUCCAGAGGGCGAGGCUAGGGCCAGACUAGGUUGGCCUCAGAAAGGAGAAAAGGCGGCUACACCGUGACCCCGGGCUGGGACCCCGGGAACUGGUGUUGGGUAAGGGGCCAGCCGGCGACCCCACCCACUAGGUACGCCUAGGACCGAGGUGACCCUUCCGAGCUGCCAGUCGGCCCACUCCGCUGCUCCGAAAAGCCCAGCACGACUCUCCCAGGCCCCGCGCCCACCUGCCCCUGCCCCUCCUCCCUCGGGCCUGUGGUCCCUUUCCACCCUGGGCAUGACACUUCCUCUCCGGACCUUGCAGAUCUGCCUUCUUUCCUGGAACCCACCGCAAAGAAGCCGUCCGGACCACCCAGUCGAAAGAGGGGUUUCCUCUCCCCCAGCAACCUACCCAUUUCUUUCUGUCUCUGGCAACUGCGACAUAACAUUGCUUGUUUGCCGUCGCCCCCCGCGUCGGAUUAGAACCCGCGAGACGCUUCCUCAGCCCCAAGGGCAGGCCGGGUCUACCGUGGGCCUCAGGAGACAUCUGUGCGAUGCCGACAAGACGGCCGCCAGGCCACAGUGGGCUGGAACCCUCAGUACUCAGAAGACCAGAGUGCUGGCGCAAGGGAAUUCAGAAUGAAAACAUCAAACGCGAAAAUAAGCUUAGCCCUCUUUUUUCCCCACAACGCCACUUUGAACUAAAAAACAAAAUUUUAACAAGUGUCCCUCAUUUUUUGUGAGCCCUACUUUGCUGGUGCUUGGUUUACUGUUGGGUAAUCUGGAAGAGAGUGACAUCACCAGCGACCAUGACAUCACCCCAUCUGGCUUGUGUCAUCAUCGACCUUAACCCUGAGACGUCACCAGCGUGACCAGUGACACCUUACAUUCUGUUCCAUGACGUCAUCCUGCCUGACUGAUGACGUCACUCCGCCCGCCUUGUGGCAUCACGUUCACUGGUCCCGUGAUGCCACUCUGCCUGUCUACGACCUUGGCCGGCCAGCCUGUCUCCUGCCCAGUGGCUGGUGUUCCACGUCCACUGUGUCACGGGCCUCGUGCAGGUGCUGCAGCCGGCGGGGGUCAGAUUCGCAGGCCGCGCGGAGGCCCGAGGGCCCGGCUGGGUCCGCGGAGAGCAGAGGCGUGCGGGCCGAGGCUCGCCGGCUCCUCGGGGGCGCCUCACCCGGUUCCCCUCGCGAGUUCUCCUUUCAGAUUUCCCGCGGCCCCAGCUCGCCCAGAAGCCAGGCGGCUGGCAGCGCGCGCUCGGUCCCGGAGCCUGGAGCCCGCGGGAGAGGGGCUCGGGAAGCCGUGCGUCCGGCCCGCCCUCGGCCCCGCGCGGCGCGGGGGCGCACCAUGCCUGCCGACACCCCGGGGAAGCUGAGGGCCUCGCCGCGGGCGGGAGCGCCGGCCGGUGCCCGCCGGACCCCGGACCAGCCCCGGAGCGCGGCCGAGCACCGGAAGUCCUCCAAGCCCGUCAUGGAGAAGCGGCGCCGAGCGCGCAUCAACGAGAGCCUCGCUCAGCUCCAGAGCCUCCUCCUGGACGCCCUCAGGAAAGAGAGCUCCCGCCGCUCGAAGCUGGAGAAGGCGGACAUCCUGGAGCUGACCGUGAAGCACCUGCAGAGCCUGCGGCGCGUGCAGGUGACAGCCGCCCUCCGCGCCGACCCGGCAGUCCUGGGCAAGUACCGCGCCGGCUUCCACGAGUGUCUGGCCGAGGUGAAUCGCUUCCUGGCUGGCUGCGAGGGCGUCCCGGCCGACGUGCGGUCCCGUCUGCUCGGCCAUCUGGCGACCUGCCUGGCCCGGCUGGGGCCCUUGCGCCGCCCGCUUCCACCGGCCCCCGCCGCCGAAGUUCUGGCGCCCGCGGUUUACGCGGGCCGCUCGCCGCCGCCAGCCUUCGACGGCCCCUGCCCCUUGCCGCGCUCCAGGGCGGUCUUGGCGCCGCCCUUCCUGCCGGGCCGGACGGGGGAGCCCCUCGCCGCCCCCGGAGCCGCGGCUCAGGGCCGGGGCGCACCCUGGAGGCCGUGGCUGUGGUGAGGUCGCGGCCCCAGAACCCGCUGAGACUGUGCCAGAAAAUAUUUAUUCCCAGCGGCCGCGUCGGGAGCUUUGUUCUGUCGUCUUCGUGAAGGGUCCAGUGCGGCAGAGGCCCGGCCGCGGGGUCGGCCGAUGUCUUCGCGCGAGCGGGCAGGGCGGGCCGCGGGGGUUCUGCUCCCACCUGGGCCCGCAGGUGCCCGGCGCGGACGUUCGGCCGGCCUUGCGUUUGCCUGUAUCUAACUGCACUGGAGCCGCGACCCGCCCUGGAGUGGGGGGGGAGGGUGUGUGAGAGGUCCCUCGGGAGGCUCAGGCAGGACGGGGCCAGUCAUCACUUUUUCCAGAAUGUCUCUCCGUGCUGGGAAGCGGUCCCGCAGCAUCACUGGGCAUGUUGUUUCCCACUCUCACUCGCGAGGACCCUGGGAGGUGGAGACAUGUAUUUUCACACUGUUGUCUUGGUGCUGAGCUGUGGUGAGGGCUGACUGUCCCUGAAGCUUCGGUUCUGGCCUGUUCCACCUCCUGCCUUCUUGUGGCUGAGCACAAAGCUGCCUGUGCCCACCCGUGCGUUGAGCCUGCCCCAGGCCAGUGUCUGCCCGGGAGAGGGCUGCCAGCAGGAGCGGGCAUCUGAGUCCCAGGGGCAGGGAACGGGGGCCAGCCCGACAAAGGGCACUUGGUGCUGGGGCUCUUCUCCUGCCAGAGCCCAGCCCUGCUGUGUGCCCCAUCCUGCCCUGAGAGGGGAGGUCCCCCUUCAGUACAAAGGAACUGGCGUUGGUCCGGUCUACGCAUCCGUCCUGAGCACCGGCUGUGUGUUCAUCCUACAAUACAGCGAUCCUAGGCGGCGUUGGGCAUGGCCCCCCACCCCCGACCCCGAGAGUCGCUGUCCUGUGGUCCCAGGCCUCCCCAGGCUGCUGCUGGGGGCUGUGCUCCGGGUGCGGUGAGGGGGGUGGUCCAAGGCACGCAGCUGGGACUGCAGUGUCUCAUCCUGAGCCCUGCUGAGGCUGAGGCAAGAUCUGUUUCCCAGCCACACCCAAGUUCACCUGAUGGUUGUUGGCCGCCUGCCUGGCCAGGGACCAUCGCGGAGGAGGAGGGUGAAUCACUGCCGGGGCUGGCCUGCCCCUCCUCCAGUGGCCCCAUCAGCUCCCGUGUCCGUGUCAUGCGCAGGGUUCACCUGCCCUCCUGGACUCAGCCGUGCACACCCGGCAGGGCCUGCCACGUCCCACCAAGCCAGUUUCUCCCCGGCCUCUAGCUGCCUGGCGCGUCUUCCUGAGUGUCCAGGGCCCAGGCCAGUGGUCCUGGACAGUUGCAGCCAUGCAGGCCAGGUGCCGCACCCUCUGCACACAGGCCCUGGGGAGGCUGGGAGAGCCGGGUCUCCAGCAGGACUGUGGGGGAGUUGCUCCUGACCAGCCUGGGAGGCCCUCCCAGCAGGAGAAUUGUAGAGGGUCCAUUUCAGAAGCCAGAAGUUCAGCUUGGCUGGGGGAGGGGAACUGCUCAGGGAGGGACUCAGUGCA